Molecule: messenger RNA, 5186 nt
Organism: Mytilus trossulus (common blue mussel)
Lineage: Eukaryota; Metazoa; Mollusca; Bivalvia; Mytilida; Mytilidae
Product: polypeptide N-acetylgalactosaminyltransferase-like
Exons: 14
Coding region: 127-1902 (591 amino acids)
Biological process (GO): protein O-linked glycosylation
Cellular component (GO): Golgi apparatus
Molecular function (GO): polypeptide N-acetylgalactosaminyltransferase activity
Source: RefSeq, a predicted model, not a curated record
UGUUGAUUGAUAGUACACGUGGGACUGUUAUUGUAAUCCGCGGUUAAUUGAUUUGACAUUUCUGAUUGGUGGAAAAAGUUGCACACUUGAAUACUCCAUGAUGUGAUUGCCACACACGAAAAUUAGAUGUUGCGGAGAAAGUACAGAUUCGUGGUACUCCUAUGUGCCCUGUGGAUACUAGGCUUACUAGUUUUUGUAUUGAAGGGCUCAGGGAAUCAGGAUUCAUAUACAGGAGGAGUACCCAGGGAUGUUGUUGAGUUUGUAGAAAAAGUCCCUCAUGAUUCAGAAAUCCAUGAACCACCAGAACCGAAGAUCUCAAAUGAUAAAGUACCAGCUUUUUUGGAAAAGUUAAAACCAGUAAAAAUAAUAAAAGCAAAAAUACAGCCACUACCUGAUGGACCUAAUGAUGUUUCAUGGCGUGACUUUGAUGAAUUAACUUACGUUGAUAAAACACGAUGUAAUGUUGGAGAGGACUGCUAUGCCAAAAAUAAAUAUAAUCAAUUAGCCAGUGAUAAUUUAAAAAGUAACCGAGGUGUUAUAGAUACUCGACACACAAAAUGUCGAGGCAAGCCAUAUCGCUCAGAUCUUCCGUCCACAAGUGUAAUUAUAACAUUCCAUAAUGAGGCCAGGUCAGCUUUAUUACGAACUGUGAUAAGUGUUUUCCAAAGAAGUCCAGAGACUCUGAUAGAUGAAAUCAUUCUAGUAGAUGACUUCAGUGAUGAUCCAACCGAUGGGUUAGAACUAGCUUUAAUAAAGAAAGUGAAGAUAAUAAGAAUGGAGAAAAGACAAGGUUUAAUCAGAUCAAGGGUCAAAGGUGCAAAUGCAGCUAUAGGUCCAGUAUUGACCUUUCUAGACAGUCACUGUGAAUGUAAUGACCAUUGGUUGGAACCUUUACUGGACAGAGUAGCUGGGGAUAGAAAGCGAGUUGUUAGUCCCAUUAUAGACGUGAUCAAUAUGGACAACUUUGAUUAUAUUGGUGCAUCUGCUGAUUUAAAGGGAGGUUUUGAUUGGAAUUUAGUAUUUAAAUGGGAUUAUAUGACGCCAGAAGAAAGAAAUAAAAGAGUGAAUAAUCCAAUAGGUCCAAUCAAAACACCAAUAAUAGCUGGUGGAUUGUUUACCAUUGAGAAAAGUUGGUUUAAUGAAUUAGGGAAAUAUGAUAUGAAGAUGGACGUCUGGGGAGGAGAAAAUUUAGAAAUAUCGUUCCGAGUAUGGCAGUGUCAUGGACAGUUAGAGAUAAUACCUUGUAGUAGAGUGGGACAUGUAUUCCGUAAACAACAUCCAUAUACAUUCCCUGGAGGAAGUGGUAAUGUGUUUGCAAGAAAUACAAGAAGAGCUGCUGAAGUUUGGAUGGAUGAUUAUAAAGAAUUUUAUUUUGCUGCUGUGCCUUCUGCUAAAAUGGUGCCAUUUGGAGACAUAUCAGAGAGAGUAGAGUUGAAAGAAAGAUUACAAUGCAAACCUUUUAAAUGGUACCUAGAAAAUGUUUAUCCUGAACUCAAAGUUCCAGGUGGAGGAGAUUUAGCCUUUGGAAGUAUCAGUCAAGAUAAAAUGUGUGUAGAUACACUUGGCCAUUUUGCAGAUGGAACUCUGGGUAUUUUCCCUUGUCAUUUUGCUGGUGGAAAUCAAGAAUUUUCCAUGAGUAAAGAUGGCCAGAUUCGUCACUUAGAUUUAUGUGUUACAGUAGUUGGAACUGACCCUGGUACACCUAUAAAGUUAUUCCAGUGUCAAGAAGGCAGAACUAUACAGUAUUGGAAGAGGAGUCAUGAUGAUAGCAUGUUAGAACACAUAGAGACCAAGUUAUGUUUAGACAGUCAAGAAGUUCAAACAAAAGGACUUGUUCUUAAUCCUUGUAAUUCAAGAUCCAUGACACAGCAAUGGAAGUUUCAGCUUAGCAAGAGAACAUGAUGAAAACCAAAAUUAGAUUGUUAUUUAUCACAGAACUCUAGUAUUUAAGAAGGUUUUAACAAAGACUUAUUCUACAAAAAUUAUAUACCAAAGUAAACCUUUACAUGAUGUAAGUCAGAUUGAAAAUUGUGUCUGUAGAUAGAAUGCAUAAUGCAGGGAUUAAAUCUGACAUCUUUUGGAAUAUCCUAAUGGCUGCAAGUUAACAGGUAAUAGUUAUUAGGAUAACAGAUUUUUUUUUAAACUUUAGAUUCUUCAAGAAUUAAACGAAAUAUUUUGACGAAGUGUUGAACAUCCCACUCCAGAAUUGAAAAAAGACAAUCAUUUUGUUUAAGUGUUUGCAAAUUUAAAAUAAAAAACAUAUCACACUGACUUGUAACACAUCAACAAAUCCAAAAUGGCAUUUUCCCUUUUAAUGCUUAGAUUUGAAUCUUUCUGAAUUGUUUCUAAUCUUUCAAGAGAUGUGCAAUGCUUGUCAAUAAACACCAGGGAACUCCGUCUUUAGUUGAUUCCCAGGGUUAUGCUUGUUAUUUGUUAAUAAUGAUGAUAUCAAAUUAUCCAACAGAAACAAUGACGAUGAGUUUUAGUAAAUAAAUAUUUUAUAAGACUCUGUAAACUAAUCUACAGUUAUCAGUAAACUUGAUGCCAUCCAUGUGAUACAUUUUUUACCUACUUACAUUGAAGGAAGUUAUUUGAAUUUUCUAACAGAGACCGGUUACCAAUGACACAAUUUUUUUAUGUUUUUUUUUGUUUGUUUUUAAAUAUAUACAUUCCAUUAAGUUUCUUUUUUAGAAGGUCCAACUGCUUUAAAAACCUUUUAUGACCUUAGCUUUAAGCUGUUUUUUUUUCUUUAAUAUAUGUCACUCCUGCAAUUUGUGCUUAAUAAAACAUUCUUAGAGCAACUGGUCGUAAAUUAUAGUGAAAUUUGUGUAUUAAUUGAUUUGGAAGGGGUGUCUUAUAUAAUGAUACUUUGAAUUCAAAAAACUUUGCAGUUAUUUUAUCCCUUGUAAAAAAAAAUAUUUGAAUUCCAAAUUUCCAAUAGGGUAAAGUCUUGUAGAUUCUUUUAGGUUUAUGUAAUGUCAGUUUGUUUUAGUCCUUUAUCAACAUAUGUCUGCCAAUAGGGCAGUUUUAAGUUUCUGAGGAAAUCUUUUACUAUUUGUCCAAUCAUCUGACAAUGGUUUGCAAAGUUUUUUAAGUGAAAUAUUAUAGAAUAAAACCUAUAAAGUAUUUAAAGGUUAAUUAAAAUUGCCUAAAAAAUGUAAAAUCUGUUCAUCAUUAUUUUAAAUUCUUCAGAAAUAUUUUUCUAGAAUUUUGAUAGAAAAUAACGAACUUGAAUUGUCAAUGUACUUAAAUGUUAUAUACCCUAUACUUAAUGGUUAUAAUUGUCUUUAAUUUAUUUAAGGUGUAAUGUAUAAUAAAUAUGUGAUUUAGUAUUGUUACUUUCAACAGAUUCAAUGAUUUAUUUAAAACAGCAUUAAAAAACAGCUUUAAUUCAAUAUGCAUGCUUCUGACAUUUAAGUUUUAAAAGUUCUUUCAUAAGUUUGUAUUCGUCAUUUUUUGUUUGUUUAAAUGUUUAGUAUUCUUGCAUAUAGUUACAUUGGCAUAACAAUGAAUAUGCUAUUUUUAUUCUCUGCUGAUUUAAAAUGAUAAUUUUUUUAUAGAUAUUCACUGCUGAAUGAACCCACUUUUGGGUGAUUAUUGCUCCUGUCAAGUGAACAUGAUCUCCUUCCAACCAUAGCCAAGUUCAUGCUAAAACAAGCCUGCUCUAUAGGUUCAUAGAAUCUGCUUUAUAGGUUCAUAGAAUAACAAAUGUGGAUCUUUGUCAUAAACUAAUAUGUCUUCCAGUGUGAGACAAUCUUUAUUUCUUUUUUGUGUGUCAUUCAUUAUUAAAAAACCAAUGCAUGCCUUAAAAUGUUGACACAAAAUUAUAUGUUUGCUCAAAUUAGUGAUAACCCACCUCUUAUUAGUUUGUAUCUAUUUUUCUAGCGUUUUGUCUUGUUUAUAUGUCUAUAUUAUUCAUAGUAUUUGUAUCAAAAAAUCAAUUGUUAAAAUCAAAUCUAGUCCUUUUUAUACAGGAUUUUCAUCUAUUGUAGUUAAUUUAUCAAAUUUGUGUUCUUGUAAAUAAUUUAAAUAUUUGAAUUUAUUGUAGACUGUAUAAGAGAAUAAGAACCUUUAAAAAUCAUAUAACUUUUGAAUAUAUGAUUUAUUAGGCAGUAUGACAGGUCUGUACAAAUAAACAAAUGUAAAACUGUUAGUCCAGUGUCAUUUGAUUCUAAAUUGAUUUCCACUUUCUCAAAUUUUGUAAGUUCUAUGUUACUGCUGUUUUUCAAAGCAGGUUGUUUACUAUAAAUAUAUUUUUAUUUGGAAAAGCUUUUUACCACAUAUAAGACAUCGAAAAAACAAAGGUGUAAUAUUUUUUUUUUUAAUUGAUGUGUAUUACCUAGGAUAUAGUAUCAAAAGGUGCUAGACGUUACUGCCAAAAUCUUUUUUUUUAAAUGGAGUAUAAUUUUUUAACAUUUAACUUUGAAAUGUUUAAAACAUAAAUAAAUGAUAAUAAAUACAUGUAUCAGAUUCAUUCUCUUGGACACAGAUAGAUUUUAAUCAUCAAUCAUAACAUUAUCAUACUCUGAGCUUUCUCAUUGUCCUCACAUUUUCAAUGGCGUCCAUAUAGAAUGGCAGUUAUGAAGGGAAAAGAUAGGUAAGGAUGAUAGUAUUCAAAAAAUGGCUUUUAUUUAAGUAAGACAUAUCAUGUUUAGGAUGUAUAAAGCUGAAAUGUUUUAAAAUUUAGUGUUAUACAGUAAGAAAAUUCAUAUGUGAUUGUAAAGGACACCAUACAUUAAUAUACUUAUUAUAUUUGUAAAAAAAAAAAAUUAGAAAAAAAAAAUCAAAUAAUGAUUAAAAAAGCUGAUUUCAUUAAAAUGUGAAAUUAACAUGCUAAGGCCUAUACCGUGUGAUACAUAUACUUUUGAAUUUGUUAUAUUUUUAAUUAUUUGAAAUAUUGUAAUCGUAAGGGGUUAUUAAACCAGCUGCACACAUCCUAAUAAUAUGUGAUGACAUUUAUCAUAGUAUUGUAAAUUUUGUCGAUACACAAUAAUGAAAGUGCAGUGCAGGUUAUUAUUGUCCAUGACAAAUCCACAAAAUGUAGAAUAGAUAUAUUAUAUAUUUUUCGGAAAAACAUAGAAAAAUUCAUUAUAUAGGGUUGAGGGUGUUAUUCAUUUGUUCAUCAAUAUCAGAGUUUUAAUAUUGUUCAUAUUUAAUUGUUUAUUGAAUAAACUAAUUUAUUUUAA